ACUAAUAACUGUUCCUCUGGGUUUUGACCAUCUUCCCUCACUCUGAACGUGUGUCAACAACAACAGCGACAAUAACAUCACUUGCAUGAUUAUUGAUGACAUCGCAGAUUCCACACGUAUCCAAGUGCCUCUCGACUGGUGAAAGAACGCAUAGGCGCACUCUUCAGAAGUCUACCUCAAGUUUUUCCUGGUUUGGUAACUUGGGCUCUUUUCUUCGGGAGGCGGGAGUGUUUUUUUCUCUCCCUGGACUCUGGUUCCUGUCUAGUCCAGUGGCUACCCUAUCAAGGCUAACUUUCCACGAAUUGGAAUACAGGGCAUUUUUACUCAGAAUUUCUCCCAGUGGUCAAGCUCCGUCGUCGGUAGCUUCCUGUUCUCCUCUCUGGCGGGAGGUUAGUUGAAGGCGUAGGGUUGUGGAGGUAUGACUGCGUUGGCAGGGGCAAUACCAAGGAUGAUGCGCCCCAUGCUGGCUCAGAACUACCCACACAGUGGCUUCCCACUGGAAGUCUCAACCCCGUUAGGCCAAGGCAGAAUGAACCAGCUCGGGGGAGUUUUCAUAAAUGGCAGACCUUUGCCCAACCAUAUCCGCCAUAAGAUCGUCGAAAUGGCCCACCAUGGCAUCAGGCCAUGCGUAAUCUCCCGUCAGCUUCGCGUCUCUCACGGUUGCGUUUCCAAAAUCCUCUGCCGGUACCAGGAGACCGGCUCCAUCCGACCCGGGGCCAUCGGGGGAAGCAAACCCAAGCAGGGGACGACACCUGAUGUUGAGAAGAGAAUAGAGGAGUACAAGCGAGACAACCCGGGUAUGUUUAGCUGGGAGAUUCGGGAUAAAUUACUGAUGGAUGGGAUAUGUGACCGGAACACCGUUCCAUCAGUGAGCUCUAUCAGUCGCAUCAUGAGGAGUAAAUUCGGAGGGAAGGGAGAUGACGAUGAUGAUGAAGAUGAAAUCGAGAAAAAGGAAUUAGAAGAACACGAACGGCGGGCCAAACACAGCAUCGAGGGCAUCUUAGGAGACCGAUCGAGCCACUCAGAUGAGGGGUCGGACGUGGAGUCAGAACCGGACCUGCCUCUGAAGAGGAAGCAGCGCCGCAGUAGAACCACCUUCACGGCCGAACAGUUGGAUGAGCUGGAGAGAGCCUUCGAACGAACACACUACCCUGACAUCUACACCAGGGAAGAGCUGGCUCAGAGGGCCAAACUCACGGAGGCCAGAGUACAGGUGUGGUUCAGUAACAGAAGAGCCCGAUGGAGGAAGCAGGCUGGAGCUAGUCAACUCAUGGCCUUCAAUCACCUGAUCCCUGGGGGUUUCCCGCCCUCUGCCAUGUCCAGUCUCUCACCUUAUCAGCUGUCUGACAGCCCGUAUCCCCCUACAUCCAUAUCACAAGCGGUGUCGGAGCAGGCCAGCACCCUGCAUCGGCCCCAGCCCCUGCCCCCAUCCUCAGGCCACCACCAGAGCUCAGGUGGGGGAGUGCAGGACGGGGGGUCGGCCUACUGCCUGGCCUCUGGACGCCACGGCUUCUCAGGCUACUCUGACAACUUUGUCACGUCAGGAGGCCCUCCCAACUCCCAGAACCCUGCCAACGGCAAUGGCCACUCUUCCCAGGUGAUGGGUCUGUUGAACCCAGGCGGGGUGCCCCACCAGCCCCAGAGUGACUACGCCCUCUCCCCCCUGACAGGAGGCCUGGAGCCCCCCGGGGGCAUGGGGGCCAGCUGCUCCCAGCGUCUGGAGCACCUCAAGGGUCUGGAGGGCCUGUCCAGUGUCCCCAACAUCCCCAGUCUCCCCUCGCUGCCCAACUCCCAGUCCUACUGCCCGUCCUCCUACAGCGCUCCUGCCUACAGCGUGGACCCUGUGGCCUCCUACCAGUAUGGGCAGUACCACGGACAAAGUAAGGUGCCCUUCAUUAUCUGAGACCUGUGAUCACCUGAGGAUCUGCCCAUCUCCUCCGGCCAAGCUCAGUCUCCAACUCUGGCCCAACCCAGUCUCCACCUCCACCUCCAGCCUAGUCUCGGUUGAGGGAUGUGUGUACUGUACUGUAUAUGUUGAGACUGAGGAGGCUCUUCAAGUAAUCAGGACCAAAAGCUUCCUCCACCAUCCCUGGCUACCUAUUUCCUCACCCAGGCACUUCCACUCAACAAUGAUCUGUUCCUUCAGGCUUGAUGAAAGUAAUGGAAAAGAGACUAAAGUUAAAGGACAUUGAUAGAGAGGAAUUUAAGGCCAAAACAAUGAAACACAUGAACUUAGAUGAAUGUCUGUUGAUGACUGACAGAGAUGCCACUGGGUACAUUCCCUUGGCUGUGAUGUGGUCUACCCCACAUUGGGCGCCAACUAUGACCAGGAAAACUGUGGAAGACUAAUCCACAUAGACCCACAGCACAGCCCAGGAGCGGAGGCCCGGUUGGGGUAAAACGUCCUUAAGUCAGGCCUGUGGAAGAGCACAGCCAGACUGUAUAGUAACAGACUCACUAGCUCCUUUGGAGCUGUGAACCUGUUUACAUGUUUGUCGUAGGGCCAAAGGAAUACAGAUUAAUUCUAUUUAUCUCUGAAUGAAAGCUACUUGAGGGAAAAAAUAAGAGGCUUUUAUUUGACGUUGCAUUUAUUUGAUAUGUUUUGUUCCAGAAGAUUCCUUCCCACACAAAGAGUGAAAUGAACACAACAUUCCAGCCAUAGACUGAGGAGCAAAUAAACAAACAAACAAGGAAAUGUGUAGAAAAUAAACAUGUCAAUCAAAGAAAGCGGAAGCUUUGAGACAUCAUCAUAAACAUACCUGUAAUGUAUACUACAGCUGUUCCAUUCCCUUCAUUAUGUUAAAUGCUCAGUGUUCUAAAACAUUCCAUUGAACUCUCCCUGUGUUCUGUUGAUAACGCUGAUGUCUUGUAGCUUUAGAAGUAUUCCUAGGGGUCAGGGGUGACUUCGGGGAAAGUCACAGGUGAAGGAGGAGGAGGAAGGAGAGGGGAUUCAGGGGUUCUGAUGGGCGACAGGGCUGAUCCAUCAAGGGGUGCAGUUCCCCCUCAUAGAGGCCUAUUAGGGCACGAGACUCACGACCAAGAGACACAUGAGAAACCAGGACCACCUCACCACAGACCAACCCAGCUGACCAGAAGUGCAAUAUCAUGUACCUCAGAGUCAACGACGCCAUCAAACAGAUGAAACAAAAAGAUCUUGUGUCUUAAGAACUUUCUGUAAAAACAUUUGAAUGAUGUUUGAGUCAUUGGUUAUUACAUGUGCCUACGUAGGCUUCGAGGUCCAAAACAAAGACACAACAACAUCGUCAGUACAGCUAUGACAGCAAAGCCACAGGAAAAGGUGGGACGCACAUUGUGAACCAUUGAAGUCAUACCAAGCCCAUGUGGAGCAGAUUGAUUCAAGGGAAAAAAAUAAGUCAACAACAAAAAAAAUGAUGAAGAUUUACAAAGCCAAAUUAUUUCAUACAUUUUUUUGCUUGCGUCUUUUUGUUUCUCUUGUUUCAAAAACCGAAAGAUCAAUACUGUGGUGUUUUAUGUCAUUUCCUUAUUUAUUCUCUCUAAAGUAUCUAAACAAUUCUGCAACAUUAUUCUUAAACUUAUUCAUAUACCUUAUAGGAACACUGUGUCCGUCUGUUCACUAAAUGGUAUCUGGAUGUCUCAACAGAUCAAAGGUUGUCACAAGCACUCAGCACUCAAUUGUACAUUUGUCUGUAACAGAAAGAAAAGUGUUUUUUCUUUCCAAUGGUUUCUUUCAUUUUUAUAUAUUUUUUGUAAUAUUUGACAGAAUGAAAUGGCGCAAUGUCUUGUGUACAAGCUCAGUAUUAUUACUAUUUAUAAUAAAACAUGAAAAUACAA
This is a messenger RNA of Salmo salar (Atlantic salmon), 3813 nucleotides long. Its product is annotated as paired box protein Pax-3. Lineage: Eukaryota; Metazoa; Chordata; Actinopteri; Salmoniformes; Salmonidae. The record is from RefSeq and is a predicted model, not a curated record. Gene Ontology annotation, biological process: anatomical structure development; regulation of transcription by RNA polymerase II. Gene Ontology annotation, molecular function: DNA-binding transcription factor activity, RNA polymerase II-specific; RNA polymerase II cis-regulatory region sequence-specific DNA binding.